AGCACUGAAGAAACCUUUUUCGCGCUUAGCAACCUCCCGCGUGCACCGUAACUCACUCGCUGUGGUGUUUACCCUUAUUUUGUUAAACUAUGGCACGCUGUGUAUGAUUGGUCAAUUCAAACUUCAUUAUGGCGCCAGUAUUGGGGACGGCCGGCAGCAAGAAGACGUUCUCUUCACCGAAUUAUCGCCUGAAUCAGAGUGGAAACAGGAGUUAAGCCAAGGCGUUAAGAAAUUUUGGUUUCACUCUCGAUCGCGAGAGAAACUGCGGUUGGAGUUGAAAAGUGUGCACAAAAUAAAAUACUGUUUCGGCUUGAGGAGAGAUUGUGGGAGCUUUUUCACCAAUUUGUAGUGUUUGAUUUUGAUUGAAAUCCAGUGGGUUUACUUUUAUUUUAUGAGAAGGAUAUCCUUGGGACAAAACGAACGCGAUUCUCUUGAUAAUGUUUCCGAACGGACUUGUCGCAUUCAAAAGAGCAGUUACUAUUGAUUAUUCAUUUUUCCGGAACCAUGGCAACACUGCUCUAGAAUGACUCUUUACAGCAAUUUGAAGUGAACGAGUGUCAAUAAAUUACCAAAUGGUAUGGAAGUGAAUUUGUAAAUAUAGCGAAUUUUUCUGUUCAUUCGUGAAACAUUCGAAGCCGAAUGCGGAUGUUGCACGUGCAAGAGAAGCAAUGUAUCAUCAUCAAUCGGAGUUGUUUUUCUUCGAUCAGUGUGGCGCGAGACGAAAGUACAAACGCUUUCGAAAGCCAACCGAAUUGUUACCGUUCUCGUUGCGUCCCACGGGGCUCAGCGGAGCGGUUAAAGUUGAAGCUUAUCUUAAACAACAGCAGCAAAAGGCUGGCGAUACUGCCCAGGGGAAGCAGAAGAAUUUUGCGGCUGAAAAUAGCGAGACCCCCGAGUUUCGGCCGGCUGGUUCGCUCAACAACUUUCCUCUACCGAAAGCUGAUCACUCUGCAGAGAUCGACGGUAAAAGACCACAUCCUGCUGCAGGGAAAUUAUUGAAUUUACCGGACAUCGGCUUAAACUCAGGAGGUUUUAAUUCUCCACUAGUGAUUAGGAGUUUUGAACAACUGGAAGGAGAUGAUGACGAAGAAGACACUCAGAGAUUCUUGUUCGAGGAGAAUAAGUUCGCCUCUCAAAAUCUGCUAGCUCAGCUGGGACGAUUACUCGACCAGAUUCAUCGACAACAAUUAGAAGAACUAGAAGAAAUUGAGUCAACUAGUGUACAUUUUAGUCGGGUUGGUAGUCCUGUAGCUGAAGUUGGUGAAGACAGCAUUGUUUCUGAAACUAUUCGCAGUGGGGGAGUUGUAAUUUCUUUACCGGAUGAGUUGCACAAGAAGCUAAGUGGUAAUUUCGAAGAACUUUCAGCUGGGGCUUUAUAUCUGCGGCGUGAGUGGCAAACUACAAGCUACAGAGAACAAGCGAUCUUGCAGAAACGUUUAGGGCUCAUUUCUGAAUCAAAUACCAACGUAGACGCUUCGAAAUCGGGCCAUGAGAAAAUAUCGCCGUCUACAGGAAUAAUGGAUCACAACAAAACUAUAAGCGAUGAUAAGUUGGCGGCAAUUAGAGCAUCUGAAUCAAAAGAGAAGCGAAAACAAUCGACUUUAGGAGAAUCUCUUUCUAAAUUAGACACCACUGAUGAACACAAUUUAGGAGCACAAACUCCAGCGACAGAUCACAGUCACUCGGACAAUCACGCUCGUCGGGAGUCUUCUCGACUUUCUUUUAACUUUGGCAAAAAAACACGUUUGGAAAAGUUCAAAGUAUUUAGCGACAAAGCUUCAGGUGAGAAAAAAAAGUCAGGGCUUGAUGAAGAUGAUGACACUCAGAAUGACAAUGAUAUUACUUCUGGUCAUGGCGUUGGGCAACCGACGGUUAUCAAUUUUUCCUUACUCUCUAAGGCCUGUGAAGAAAAAGGAUGGAUACUUCAUCAAGAGGAUACUGAUGAUCUUGAGAGGCAGACGUUGUUGGAAUGGGCUCGUUCAAGGUUGCAGCAAGUUAUCAGAGAAAAAGAAGAAAUGAAGGAAAAAGCAAGAGAGCUUAAGAUAGAUGGCCCACUGGUUAUCAAGUUUUAUGGUGACACCCAUAGGGAGGCAGCUAUGAAAUACAAGAAAGGGGUGUCAUGGGCAAAGCGGUGGAAAAAUUUGUCUGAAGAAGACAAAAGACCAAAGUUCCUUACCUCUCUGCCUGAUGGCACUGCCUUUUGCUAUUACCCAUCUGGUCGAAUAGCAGUGUGUGCCAGUUAUCCAGGCCCUAAUAUGCCGGGACAAUACACUGUUGUCUAUGGAGACUCGGCAGACAGCCCAAUGCUGGCCACAUUUGUGCCAGCUGGUCGGGGAUGUUGUUACCACAAGAAUGGAAGCAUCAGAUUUGUUUCAACUACAAAAUUUGGAGCAGUCAUGGAAGAGCUGAAUAGCUUCAUCAAUCUUCGCUGCGUAAGUCAAGCUGGUAUAACUUUGUACUUCAGUUGUCAGAAUGAGACAGCUAAGUUCCAUGUUGGAAUGCCACAAGGGUCAAAACCCGUCAAACUUACAGAACUGGGGUACCUUCAAACCAACAUGAAGUUUUCAUCAAAUGCAGCCAUGUUGUCCAUGAAGCCAAAGACAAAGAAAAAAGAAGAAAAGAGGAGAAGAAAAGCGCAGAAACUGAAAAAUCCAGAAACUAUCUCUGAAGAAGUACUCGAAUUGCGGCAGCAGGAAUUAGAGGAGAAGUUUCCGGAGAGAAAAGAACUGGAUUUGGACGCACCAUGGCAAAUGGAUUUGUUAAAACUCCAGAGGAAAGUAAAGGGCCUGAUUUUUGACUGGAUGGAACAUUAUCGUGCAGCUGUUGGCAUUACCCCUCCACUCCGUUUUUCAUUACGCUCAAAACGCCGCGCCAUGUCACAUUCCGCUCGAUCAGUGCCUGGUGUUCUUCCUUCAGGAUUCGAGGCGACAAGGGCCUCUAUACGUCGAUCUCCCUCAGCACCCCCCAUUCCACACUCCAAAAGGAAAUCUUGGUACCGUUCUAGGUCCCAGCUGGGUACUCGUCCGCAUAGCUCAGCAGAGAAAAGCAAGCUUACGCGGAUUGAGGACAGCAGAAGUGUCACUAUUGAGGUACCUACCAGGGACAUGCUAAGUUCAAGGAUCGCAAGUAAAGGUCCCCCGGCAGUUUCAGGUUCUCAUAGUCCAACUCACACCACGCCACGGACCCCUUUCCGCUGUGGAGUGAUACAACAGUCUCGGGUUGCCAGUCCUCCAAGAAGUGGGUGUCCUGUCGCUUUGAGAGCUGAGAUGCUUGGAGAGAAAGAUCCACAAUGCAGAUGUGAUCGUCGGAAAAUUCCUCUAGUGACUGACCUGGAAUACGACUGUUUUAUUACUGAGCACGUACCCAGGACCCAACUGCUGGUAGUCAGUGUCACGUCAUCCCUACACCCCGAUGCAAACCCGUGUGACACCAUGCUGGAUCAGCUAUUCCACGAGAAAAACCGUAACAGGUCUCUGCCUUGUGUACAGGCACAGAAUGAUCCUUUCCGAUUGGUACGUUACGACAUUUCAUCAGCAUCGCAUUUUGGCACUCAGGCCCAGCCUCUUCUCCUCAGACGACAUAACGCCGUUCCAGGAAUGUUCUUGAUGUACACUGGUGGAAGACUUUUAUUUGCUGAUCAUAUCUUCAAUGGUUAUGGAAAUGCCAAGAAAGAUUUCCUCAAACAGAUAAUGCGAACAAGAAAGGACGCGCUAGAGGGAAAAUCUCUCCCAGCCGACUUCCGUUUGAGUCCUACUCGCGGUCGUUCAGGCCCGAGAGUCGCCUGGGGUGGGGAGAUCGGUGGUGUGAAGAUAAGUGAACGAGCCCUUAACUUGAGCCCAGCUGUUAGAGAAAUACAAGUGUCUCAUAUUGAUACAAGGCUGGAUUCUGCAGCUACGACUGCAUCUUUGGGUUCUACAUCUAUUGAUGUGAGAGGUGGAGCUAAUUCAGCAGCAAGUUUUGUUAAUUUUGGUUUGUCAAUUGACAGCCCAUAUCCAAUGAACUCUGUAAAGCGGUGGACUGCUUCGGAGACAAUACCCGAACAUCGCCGAGUACAGACAUCAGCCUGGUAGCCUAGAAUUAAAACAAGAUAGAUAAUUAGAUAGGUUAUUAUGAAAGAUAAAUCCCUAUUUAUUUCUUUUGCUUUACAGAACACUGUAAAGAGGAUAUAUUUUUAUCAACGCUUAUUUUAUGAGAAGUUUAUCAUUGCAUCUCACCAAUGAGUUAAACAAAACUCUUUUCAGAACAGAUUGAAAACUUUAUUGAACUACUCCAAAUCAAUAGAGACGGAUACCAAAUAUAUUUUUAUCUAUCAAGUCUCGUCGGUAUUUGUAGAGUAUUUUGAGUGAUCCAUGAAAGUGGGUUCUGUGAUUUAUUUAGUUCCUGUAUUGGGCUUGUUAAAUCCAAACUACUUAAAAAAUCGCAAAUGAAAUGGAACAAUAAAUAUCAAAAACUA
Molecule: messenger RNA, 4453 nt
Organism: Stylophora pistillata
Lineage: Eukaryota; Metazoa; Cnidaria; Anthozoa; Scleractinia; Pocilloporidae
Source: RefSeq, a predicted model, not a curated record